This is a messenger RNA of Mus musculus (house mouse), 1408 nucleotides long. It is a transcript of the gene Tmem191, whose product is annotated as transmembrane protein 191. Bases 15 to 923 code for a protein of 302 amino acids. Lineage: Eukaryota; Metazoa; Chordata; Mammalia; Rodentia; Muridae. The transcript has 10 exons. Gene Ontology annotation, cellular component: membrane. The record is from RefSeq and is marked validated.
GGAGCUCUGGAGCCAUGACUGAGCCGCAGGAGCAGCUGCUGCAGCUGCAGAAGGACAACCGAGAUGGCCGCCUGCGGAAGCAGGAGCUAGAAGAGCUGGUGCGUGGGCUGGAAGCCGAGAGCGAGAGCCUCACCGGGCGCCUGGAGGAGCUGCGGGAGCGCGAGCGCAGCCUGCAGCGGAGACGAAGUCAAGCAUCACGAGCCAUUCGAGGCGAGGCAUGUGAGGCGGCACGGGAGCGUGCGGAGCGGGCUCGUGGGCUGCUGGAGGCGGCGGAGCAGCACCGGCAGGACCUGGAGCAACACAAUCGGAAGCUGCAGGAACAGUGGGAGGAACUGUCCAGUCAGCUUUUCUACUAUGGAGGGGAGCAGCUAAGUCAACAGCGAGCGGAGCAGCAACUAGGGAACCAGCUUGUGGCGCUGCAGAAACAUCUGGAGCUGGCGGAGGCCAAAUUCAGCAUGCAGGCAGAGGACCUGCGGCAGGGUGCGCAGCGGACAGAAGAGGCCUGGGCCAGCUUCCAGGAGCAGAGUGGAGUCCUGCAGGAGCUGCAGGGGAAAGUGAUGGAGGCAGCAGCUGCGCUGGAGGCUACGCGCGGUGGCUCGGAACCGUGGAACUCAGAGCCUCGUCCGGUGCAGGACUGCGCGGGCUCACUCAUGGAGGAGGUGGCCAGGGCUGACUGCGAAAAGCGACUGUUCGGUGGUACAGGCGCGGGAAGCCUCAGGCUGUGGGCGCUGAGCGCACUGCAGACGUUGCUGCUGCUCCCGCUGGGUUUCCUGGUGCUGCCGCUGAUUUACGUGGUGCUGGCGAAGCCUGACGCCGUUGGCCCGGGGCUCCAGAGUCUCGGCUCUGACGCGGUCUUCCGCCGGCUGCGCUACACGCUGUCGCCUUUACUUGAGCUGCGUGCGCGCGGAUUGCUGCCUGCCUAGAGUGCAUCAUGUCGGCUUUGGCCGCUUGUACCUCUGUCUCCUUUGUGUUUUCUGGGUGCCUGCUUAUAUGAAAAGGGUGGGGGUGAAGUUCGUCUGUUCCGAUAUCACCUGAGUGCAGGGGUGCCUGUCUGUGGCGGGGCUGCUUGUGUCCAGGCCGCAGCCUGACCCCUCUAGGGGGCUCUUCUGAACCUGAGCUUUGGGUAGGAUGGGUGUGGGUGCUGGCCUGUCGGGUCCCCUCCGUAGUGGGUGGAUUAUUUUCCCUGGAUGCGGAUGCACAGUUACUCCAGAUCUACUUCAACGUUGGGGUUCCCUCUUGGGCAGGUUCGAGUUCGCCAUACCUCCCUCACAGCAUCUGAACACACCGGGUAGUGUAUGCUUGCCACCGUGGGCUUUGUGGGGAACAUGCAGUAGAUAAGGAUUGCCCUGCUGAGUGGAAAUUAAUCUGGGUUGAAUUUCCAAUAAACUCUAGACUACUUGUUUAUUUA